Molecule: messenger RNA, 2350 nt
Organism: Amaranthus tricolor (Joseph's coat)
Lineage: Eukaryota; Viridiplantae; Streptophyta; Magnoliopsida; Caryophyllales; Amaranthaceae
Product: protein TRANSPORT INHIBITOR RESPONSE 1-like
Exons: 3
Coding region: 224-2050 (608 amino acids)
Biological process (GO): SCF-dependent proteasomal ubiquitin-dependent protein catabolic process
Cellular component (GO): SCF ubiquitin ligase complex
Molecular function (GO): protein binding
Source: RefSeq, a predicted model, not a curated record
GUUUACCCUCUCUUCCAAUAAAUAGUGAAAAAAAUACAAUUGACCCACUUACUCUAUCUUUCUCACUCCCUCGCCCUAUCAUCUUUCUCUCCUUAUCUCUUUGCCUUCUUCUUCAUCUCUCAUCUCCUUUUGACUCAUAUUUUCUUUCUCUUUUAGAUCCAAUCUUUCUCUCUCUACCCGUUACUCAGAUCUUAAACUCUUUUCUUCCUUAGAUCAACUAACAAUGGAGCAAGAAUCUCCAGCACCCAAAUCUCAGUUUAAAAAACCCACCUCAAAUAACCAAUCCUUUUCUUCUAUCUCUACAAAUUUCCCUGAAGAAGUACUUGAGCAUGUACUAUCCUUCAUUGAGUCACAUUCAGACCUUAACUCGGUCUCACUCGUUUGCAAAUCAUGGUAUGAGAUUGAAAGGUGGUGUCGUCGUGGGAUCUUUAUUGGGAAUUGCUAUGCUGUUAGCCCUCCGAUUGUAAUCAGACGCUUUAAAGAUCUCCGAUCUGUUACUAUUAAAGGAAAACCUCAUUUUGCUGAUUUUAAUCUUGUUCCUGAAGGUUGGGGGGCAUAUGCUUACCCAUGGAUUGAGGCAUUUUGUGAAGCUUUUCCUGCCUUGGAAGAGCUUAGAAUGAAAAGAAUGGUGGUUACUGAUGAAGGGCUUGAGUUGAUUGGGAAUAAAUUGAGAAAUUUUAAGGUUUUAGUUUUGUGUUCUUGUGAAGGUUUUACUACUGAUGGGUUAGCUUUUAUUGCUGCUAAUUGCAGGAAUUUGAGAACUCUCGACUUGUGUGAGAGCGAAGUUGAAGGCAGUGGGGAAUGGAUACGCUUUUUUCCCGAUUCUUACACAUCACUAGAAUCUCUUAAUGUUGCCUGUCUUACCACAGAGCCAUGGUUUAAUCAUCUUGAGGGUUUAGUCAGCAGAUGCACUAACCUUAAAUCACUCCGGCUCAACCGUACAGUGUCUUUAGAGAGGUUUACGACUCUUCUCGAAAAGGCACCGCAGUUGGUUGAUAUCGGCACAGGCUCAUUUUCGACUGAGACCAGCGCCGAAGCGUAUGAGAAGCUCACAAAGGCGUUUGUGGGAUGCAAAGGGCUCAAGGGUCUUUCUGGUCUCUAUGACGUCGUCCCUAAUUAUCUUCCUGCCUUGUAUCCUGUCUGCUCGGGGCUGACGUCUUUGAACCUGAGUUAUGCUGCCAUUCACUCCCCCGAUCUCAUCAAACUUCUUGGUCUCUGUCAGAAUCUGCAGCGUCUUUGGGUCCUUGAUUACAUAGAAGACAGUGGGCUUGAAGUGCUUGCGGAAUCAUGCAAGGAUCUCAAGGAGCUACGGGUUUUCCCUUCCGAGCCUUAUGCCGAGGAACCAAAUGUUUGCUUAACUGAACAAGGUCUGGUAUCCGUCGCUAUGGGGUGUCCUAAAUUGCAGUCCGUCCUCUACUUUUGCCGUCAAAUGACCAACGAAGCAUUAUUCACCAUAGCGAAAAAUCGCCCCAAUCUAACCCGCUUCCGUCUAUGCAUCAUUGAGCCUCAGUGUCCCGAUUACCUAACAAGAAAACCUCUUGACGAGGGUUUCGGGGCGAUUGCCGAACAUUGUAAGAACCUCUGUCGCCUUUCGUUAUCAGGUCUCCUCACCGACUAUGUUUUCAAGCUCAUAGGGACCCAUGCCAAAAAACUCGAGAUGCUUUCCUUGGCAUUUGCCGGAGAUAGUGAUUCAGGUUUGGACCAUCUUUUAUCAGGGUGCAAGAACCUGAGGAAGCUCGAGAUAAGGGAUUGCCCGUUUGGUGGUAAGGCACUCGUGGUAAACGCAGCCAAGUUGAUGACAAUGCGAUCCCUUUGGAUGUCUUCGUGUCAAGUGAGCUAUGGCGAGUGUAAAUUACUUGGCAAGAAGAUGCCGAGGUUGAACGUAGAGGUCAUGAAUGAACGGGAGAACCCUGAUUCAAGGUCCGAUGACUGUUCGGUUGAGAAGCUUUACAUCUACCGAUCAGUUGUUGGACCAAGGUCAGAUUCUCCCGACUUCGUUUGGACUAUGAACGAAGAAAAUCUGGCUUCGGACGUAAGUUUAUCACAUUAAGCAGUCCUUGAUUGUCAAUAAAAGGCGAUCAAGGAUUCGGAAGGCUAGGAUGACCGGCUGUUUUAGUGCCGGUUGGACAGUGAAGGAUUAUUUAACGAUGUAUGUCUAUUUUUUAUGUAUCAUUAUGAUAAUGUAGCCAGGAUUGGUAGUUAGUAAAAGAAAGGACACCUUUUAAACAUGUAUGGACACUGUAUUAGGGUUCCUGAUGUUCACAUUAAUUUAUUUCCUAUGAUAAUAAUUCAAAUCUUCAAUAACUAGUGCAAAAUGCAAAUUAAUCCAAUUCUUUUUGUAUUUUUCUAA